Molecule: messenger RNA, 1908 nt
Organism: Salvelinus fontinalis (brook trout)
Lineage: Eukaryota; Metazoa; Chordata; Actinopteri; Salmoniformes; Salmonidae
Product: zinc finger protein 391-like
Exons: 2
Coding region: 135-1529 (464 amino acids)
Biological process (GO): regulation of transcription by RNA polymerase II
Cellular component (GO): nucleus
Molecular function (GO): RNA polymerase II cis-regulatory region sequence-specific DNA binding; DNA-binding transcription activator activity, RNA polymerase II-specific
Source: RefSeq, a predicted model, not a curated record
UACAUCACUGACUGACUCAAAGGGAGCAAAUAUACAGCCAUUGGAGCAAACCCUUAUCGCUUCUCUGUAUGAUAUAUAUCAAUGGUAUACACUUUACUGUAUCGGACAUAAGAGGUCAACUGCUUCUUUAGAAAAUGUCUAGACUACAGUUGUUACACCUAUUUGUCAGUGAGCGGCUGAGAGCGGCUGCUGCUGAAAUAUUUGGGGCCGUGGAAAAAACUAUAACGGAUUACCAGGAAGAAAUAUCCCGUUCAAAGGAGGACAACGACCGUUUACGAUCGCUGUUCGAUAUCGCUUUCCAACCUCAGUUACCGAAAGCAGACCCACUGCAUCUCACUCUCUCCAAAGAGCUUCUCCCUGAGCAUCAGCACCAGGAACAGGAGUGGAGCCCCAGUCUGGACCAGGGAGAGCCAGAGCCCACGCAGAUUAAAGAGGAACCAGAGGAGUUUGGGACCAGUCAGAGGGGGGAGUUAAUAACCAAAGACUCCAUUUUGAGGGACUGUAAUCAGAAACCACCUGAGCCACAUAUUUACCACAUCCAAAUAGUGGAGAACAGAGAGAGAGAAUCGCUAUCGAUCAACACAACAGGAGAGAUCAAAACAGAACCUGGUGAAGAGUGUUAUGGUGGGUCUCACUGGGAACCAACCAGUGACUCUCAGUCCCUCUCUGCAGUAAAUCCUGACAGUUCUGCAGCUCAGACGGAAAACAGUGAAAGUGACGAUGGGGUGGACAGUGGAGGACUACCAUCAGGGCUACAACCAUUACAAUCAAACAACACCCAAACCACUUCUCAAGAUAAUAAGACGUUUCCAUGCCGUACAAAAUCACGCCGCCAAAGACUAGCCACACCGUGUUUUUGCAAAGUGUGUGAAAAGUCUUUUGACUUCAUAAAUCAUUUAAUCAAUCAUGUGCGAAUGCAUGCAAAGGAUAAAGAUCAUGUCUGUGGUGUAUGUGGAAAUGGCUUUGAGUCCACAGACCGCAUGCUGGAUCACCUGCUAACACACAUUGGAGCCAAACCUUUUUGCCAGAUGUGUGGUAAAUGUUUCACUAAUAAGGCCAACCUGAAAGUGCAUAUUGUGAGGGCUCAUGCCGGUGAGAGACCAUUUGAGUGUCCUGUCUGUGGAAAACGCUUUCAAACAUCAUUCAUUUUAAAAACACACCAAGUCAUUCAUACUGGGGAGAAACCAUUUCAGUGUCAAGAUUGCGGUAAACAUUUCAGUCGAAAAGGAAGCUUGCAGAUGCACCUGAGGACACACACAAAGGAGAAGCCGCAUCGUUGCCAUGUUUGUGGAAAGGGCUUCCCUGUGAAGAGAUCCCUGACCACACACAUGACAAGUCACACAGGCUUGAAACCGCAUCGCUGUGAAGAAUGUGGCAAGGCCUUCGCUGUGAGCGAAGCCCUGACAGUGCAUAUGAAGACUCACCUAGAGGAGAAACCGCAUCCAUGCCAUGAAUGCAGCAAACGCUUCAAUCGGAUGGGAUCCCUUAGAAGGCAUAUGAGCUUGAUUCACAAACUGGAGAAAUCGUGAUUUGCGUGGGGAAAAUGUGUCAGUUUAAACUAGAUUUGAAAAGUACUAACUGAUAUCUAGAAUUAUAUACAUACUGUAUCUCAGAAGUCACUGCUUUAGUUUGAAAAGGGUAGACAAUAAUGAAUGCAUGAACUUGCAUAACAUUGUGGGGAGCCACCGAGUGGUGUGUCGAACAAAGACCUGCUACUGGAUUAAUUAAAAUUGCAUGUUUAGAAAAUGUGUAUGUGACUGGUUGAACUGAAAGACCUUCCAUGUGUGUGGUUUGAGGAGGCUCUUUGUUUAAAUAUUGAAAUAUGUCAAAUCUAUUUUGACUGUGUUGCACAAAAUGUAAUGGUUUAAUAAAAACAAAUGUUGCAAAUGUUUUUUGAACAAAGGUCAA